UUCUCGUCUUUUCUUCUGUAUCCUAUACUCCCAAACUAGCCAUUUGUGAAGAAGGAUGACGAGCAUGACUUUUACGUCUUUGUAAAAUCAUUUUUUCUGGGUGUGGAUAUGGAGCUGGAGCUGGACUCUUUCCUUGAAUCACACGGACUCGGAAAUGGCACGGAUGAUGGUGACUCCGACGAGUACCUAAGUCCCUCCUCCUCUGUUCCUCAUCAUCAUCGUACAGUCGACGAAAUUCUCCUCCUCAACGAUUCUUCUUCUUCAUCCUCAUCUUCGGCGGCAGGUUCACCCUCUCCCCCUUCUUCUCCAUCUACUUCUGCUGCUACUGCUCUUUCCUCUCGGCGGCUGCAUCGAUUAGAUCAUCAACAAGAACCUUCUCUAGUAACAACUAAUGAUCCUAACUUUAGUGAGAGUAAUAAUUCUAGCACCAUUUCUUCUUCCAAUAGCACAAUUAUCUAUGAUGAUAAUAACAGCAGUAGUAAUAAUCACAACAACAACAACGAUCUUGUUGCUGCUUUGUCUGCAAUAACCCCCAGCAUAAAAGGGCUAUCUCUUGCGCAUUCCUUGGAUUCCAAUAGCAACCACCACUUGAAUACUACUUCCAUAAUUUCUUCUUCUAGGACUAGUAGGAAUCUUACUGCUAGCAUUAACAGUAGCAAUAAUAAUAGGAUAAAUUUGGCUGAAUUUGCUUCUUCGCGGUCGGUUAUUCUGCCUUCGCUAUUUGCUGCCGUCAAAUCCAAUGUCAAGCCCGGUGCCGCCCUUGCCGCUGCGGCCGCCGCGUCUCGUUCUUUUCCAACUCCCCACGCCGCUGCCAUUAAGUCCUCCAGAACCUCUUCCAGUGCUGUGGCUCUUUGCUCCAUUGCUAUUGCGGAAAACGACUCCAUAUCCACCACGCCGCCGCCUCCGCCACCACCACCUCCUCCUCCUCCUGCUAUUGCUACUGCCGCUCAUUCAGAGCUUGCUUCCUGGGUUCCCAACGAGGUUGAUGGCGAAGUUUAUGAUGAAUGCGAUAGCCUUCCAUCUACUGCUGGAGGAGCUGGACUAGGUUUGAGCGUGAGAGAGGCUGAUGAUGAAGUGGACAGCUGCAGGCAUUUCUCUAGGGUUCAGGACGAGAAUUUGACGGCCAAGGAUGCUGGAAUACUGCCCACCAAUCAGACUCCCAAUCUAGAGGCUGCAACUUCUUUUCUUGUAUCAAAUGUUGAUAAACAAAGAAUUGAUGACUCAUCUGGGGCUAUGCUUUUAUCCAUUUCUUCUUCUGCUGCAACUGAGUUCCAUUUACCUGCCAAAGCUGAAGAAAAACAUUUGGAUGCAAACAGGAAUCCCACGUCUAGUGAAGUUGCCAUUCAAGCACAAUCUUCAUCAGUGGUGGAGGAUGAGAAUAAUGAGGAUUCUCGAAUUAAUUCUACAAACAGAGUCAUCCACAAGGAUAUUGCUUCUAUUGUUGCUGAUCCAGAUGAAGGAGAAUGUUUUGAGCAGGAGAUUACUGCUAAGACAGAUGAAAUGCAUGGUCAGGAGAAUGUAAUAUCACAAUCUAAAGAUGAGGUUUUGAGUCUCGGAGGACAUGAGACCAAUUCCGAUGACGAUGUUGCAGAUAUUGUACAAGAUGUUGCUUUGCAAUGGAAAAGCAACAAGGGUAGAAGAAAGACACGUAAUAAAUCACUCCAUCCUUGCUUGACACCGCUUGAAUUGGCUGAAGAGCUUGAGAAGAAACAAGCAUUUACAGGCAUGUACUGGGAGGAAGGUGCUGCUGCCCAACCCAUGAGGCUUGAGGGUGUUAGGAGGGGAUCAACUGUGUUGGGUUACUUUGAUGUUGAUUCAAACAAUGCCAUUACUCGGGCCAUCUCCUUGCAAGCCUUCAAACAGGAACAUGGAUUUCCAUCAGUUCUUUCAGUUCAUCUCAAUUACAUUGCUAUAGGGAUGUCUAAAGGAGUCAUUCUUGUCUUCCCAAGCAAAUACUCUCCUUACCAUUCCGACAACAUGGACUCAAAGAUGUUGAUGCUUGGAUUACAAGGGGAAAGAUCUUAUGUUCCUGUGACUUCCAUGUGCUUCAACCAGCAGGGAGAUUUGCUCUUUGCCGGUUAUGGGGAUGGCCAUUUUUCUGUUUGGGAUGUGCAAAGGGCAUCAGCACUUAAAGUUAUAAAUGAGCAUAAAGCUCCAGUAGUGCAUAUGUUAUAUCUGGGGCAGGAUUCUCAAGCUAGUCGCCAGUUCAAUGUAGUUAGUGGGGAUAGCAAAGGUGUUGUUAAGUUGAUUCGUUUUUCUGUGGUUCCUUGGGUUAACCGGAUCUCCUAUUCCAAAGCAACCAAACUUCUCGAUGAAACAACUAGCAUGGUAAUUUGUGCAUCUCCGCUGCUUUCAACUGAAUUCCUUGGAGGCUUGUCUAUGUCUUCCCAAGUGAGCAGCUCAGUUACAACAAGUGCUAUUGGAAGCAUGAUGGGUGGAGUCAUUGGAGGAGAUUCUGGCUGGAAAUCCACUUCUUUGGUUGAAAAUGGUGUGGUGAUAUUUGUCACUCAUCAAUCCGCUCUGGUGGCAAAAGUAAGUCCGACAGUGGAAGUGUAUGCUCAAAUUCCUAAGCCUGAUGGUGUUGGGGAUCGUUCAAUGCCUUAUGCUGCUUGGAGAUGCAUGUCUGAUUUGCUCGGUUCUUCAACUGAAACUGUACCUGCUGAAACAUUAGAAAAAUGUUCCUGGCUUGCAAUUGCUUGGGAUCGAAAAGUUCAGGUGGCUAAGUUGGUGAAGUCAGAAUUAAAAGUAUAUGCAAAAUGGACUCUGGAUUGUCCGGCAGUGGGUGUGGCUUGGUUAGAUGAUCAGAUGCUGGUAGUUCUCACAUCAAUAGGACGACUUGUGAUGUUCACAAAAGAAGGAAAUAUGAUUCAUGACACAAGCUUUGCUGUCAAUGGAACAGGAGGAGAUGAUAUGAUUACAUAUCAUACCUACUUUAACAAUAUUCAUGGGAAUCCUGAGAAAGCUCAUCAUAACUGUGUAGCUGUAAGGGGCGCCAGCAUAUAUAUCCUCGGAACCUCCCAUCUUGUUGUUUCCCGUCUUCUCCCCUGGAAGGAACGUAUAGAAGUUUUGCACAGAGCAGGUGACUGGAUGGGGGCAUUGAACAUGGCUAUGACAAUUUAUGAUGGCCAAGCUCAUGGAGUUAUUGAUCUUCCAAGAACUUUAGAUGAUGUACAGAAGACAAUUAUGCCAUACCUAGCAGAGCUUCUUUUGUCCUACGUAGAUGAGGUGUUUUCGUAUAUAAAAGUUGCAUCUGGGAACCAAGUGGGGAAUUCAGACCAAUUGGAUGAGUCAAAGAGUAGCAGUGACUCUGAUAAUCCUGAAAUAGAAGAGCAGUAUAUCCGUGUUGGUGGUGUUGCUGUUGAGUUUUGCGUACAUAUCAAGAGAACUGAUAUCCUGUUCGAUGAAAUCUAUGCCAAAUUUUGUGCAGCUAAACAUAAAGAAACGUUUGUGGAGCUUUUGGAGCCUUACAUAUUGAAAGACAUGCUGGGAUGUCUGCCACCUGCGAUUAUGCAAGCUUUAGUUGAGCAUUAUAGUAUGAAAGGUUGGCUGCAGCGAGUUGAACAAUGUGUUCUCCACAUGGAUAUUUCAUCAUUGGAUUUCAACCAGGUUGUACGUCUGUGCAGGGAGCACAGGUUGCAUGGUGCAUUGAUAUAUUUGUUUAACAAAGGUCUAGAUGAUUUCAGGACUCCUUUGGAGGAGCUCUUGGUUGUCUUACAACAAUGCGAGAGGGAAAAUGCUUCAGUCCUUGGGUACAGGAUACUUGUUUACCUGAAAUACUGCUUCCAUGGCUUUGCUUUUCCUCCAGGACAUGGGACACUUUCUCCUACACGGCUAUUAUCUAUAAGAAAAGACAUUCUGGCAUUUCUAUUAGAGGAUUCUAGUAUCCCAAAUCCACAGGCACUUACAAACUCGAUGUCUGAUAAGCCAUUCCCAAAUCUGUGUCACCUGUUAGAUUUGGAUACUGAAGCCACUUUAGAUGUUUUGAAUUGUGCAUUUUUAGAGGAACAAAAUCUAGCAUUUAACAAUCUCUGUCACGACUUGACCAGUUCAAAUGUGGGAGUGAAGGACUUGGGGGAUGAAAGUCAAAAUUUGGUCCAGAAAUUAGUAGAUGUUCUGUCUCUUAUCCUUGAAGCAAGCUACUUCCAAAGGGGCUGUUCUACUAGCAGUGACGAUGGUAGUUCAUUGGAGACUUGGCCUUCAAAGAAAGAUGCAGGCCACAUAAUUGAGUUUGUUACUUAUUAUGUUGCCUGUGAAAGAGCGAAGGUGUCUAGAGAUAUUUUAAGUCAAAUUUUGGAGUAUUUGACAUCAGAAACUAGCUUUUCACCUAGUGUCUCUAGGCAGAAUAUUGAGAUCCACAAAAGAAGAGAGAAGCAAUUGCUUACACUUUUAGAGGUUGUACCUGACACAGAGUGGGAUGCUCCAUACCUGUUGCAUUUGUGUGAAAGAUGUCAGUUUCACCAGGUCUGCGGCUUAAUUCAUUCAAACAGAUGUCAGUAUGUUGCUGCAUUGGAUAGUUAUAUAAAAGCUGUAGAUGAAUCCAUUCAUGCUCUUUCUUUUAUCCAUGAUAUGUUGCGGCGACUGAGUGAGACUGAUUCAGAAGCCUUCCAAGCAGCAGUCUUUUCAAGGAUUGGUGAUCUGGUCAAAUUAGACAGAGAAGGAACUUUCUUUCUGGUGGUUGUCCAUUUCCAUGGACAAAGUCAGGAAAUUUUGUUUUCUCAGUUACACUCUCACCCAGAGAGCCUUUUUCUUUAUUUGAAGACACUUGUUGAGGUUCACACAACUGGAAAUCUCAAAUUUUCUUGCUUAAGAAAAGAUGGUAGUUUACAUUUUCCGAGUGGAAGGAUGGCAAAGCAUCAGUCAGAUAGAAUUAAGACGUUCCUUGAAGAAUUGAAUGAUUUCCCAAAAUUGCUCCGCACUAAGCCAAUUCAGCUGACAGAUGAAGUGACAGAACAGUAUCUUGAGCUGUUGUGUCGCUAUGAGCGGGAAUCAGUUCGAAAGUUCUUGGAGACCUUUGAAAGCUAUAGAGUAGAGAACUGUUUACGCCUCUGUCAGGAAUAUGGAAUUGUAGAUGCAGCUUCCUUCUUGCUGGAAAGGGUUGGUGAUGUUGGAAGUGCUCUUAUGCUCAUUCUUUCUGGCCUCAAUGAAAAAUUUAUUGUGCUUGAAGCUUCUAUUGGCCCAUCUGAUUCUCGUCCUAAGCACUUCAAUUCAAUUUUAAAGGAGGAGGAGGUCAAUGACAUACUUGACAUUCUGCACUCUUGUAUUGGACUAUGCCAACGGAACAGUCCGCGUUUGGAUCCUCAUGAGUCUGAGUACCUGUGGUUUCAGUUGCUUGACUCGUUUUGUUUGCCUCUAAUGGAUUCAUGUAGCAGCAAAACAAGAUCUAUACAUCAGCAAGACAUGGAAGUUCUAGAAGUUAAGCAAGAUCAUGAAGAUGACUGCAUAAUAAAAUGGAAGAUCUCAAAGUCUCACAAAAAUGCAUACAUUUUGAAGAAACUGCUCUCUUUAUUUAUUAGAGAGAUAGUCGAAGGAAUGAUUGGGUAUGUUCACCUCCCAACAAUCAUGUUGAAGCUUCUUUCAGAUAAUGGCAGCCAGGAAUUUGGUGACUUUAAACCUACCAUAUUGGGCAUGCUUGGAACAUAUGAUUUUGAAAGAAGAAUUCUGGACACUGCCAAAUCCUUGAUUGAGGACGAUACCUACUACACCAUGAGCUUACUUAAGAAGGGUGCUUCCCAUGGUUUUGCCCCUCGGGGACUAACAUGUUGUGUAUGCAAUGGACUCCUUACAAAAAGAUCCCACAGCUCCAGCAUCCAAGUUUUCAGUUGUGGCCAUGCAAUGCAUGUCCACUGUGUACUCCAGGAAAAUGAGACUUCAGUUUGGGGCUCAUCAGCUGGAUGUCCCAUUUGUGUGGCUGGGAAGAAAGCUCAGAGAUCAAGAAGCAAAUCUGUGGUUGUCGCGAAUGAGUUGGUGAGCAAAGCUUUAUCAAGAUCGCAUAAAGUACCCGGCACAAGUGUUCUUCAUGCACCAGAUAAUGAUGUGUCAGAGAAUUCCUAUGGUUCCCACCCAAUUUCUAGGUUUGAGCUCUUGAACAAUCUUCAUAAAGACCAGAGAUCAAGCCAAAUAGAGAAUAUGCCUCAGCUGAGGCUUGCUCCACCAGCUGUUUACCAUGAAAAGGUGAAGAAAGGAAAUGAUCUAAUGACUGAAGAAAGCAGCAGGGGAUCAGCUAGUGCAGAAAAAUCAAGGAGUAAGCAACUUGGAGACGUAAAAGUGAAAGGGUCGUCUGUUAGGUUUCCCCUGAGAUCCAAUAUUUUUGGCAAGUUACCAUUAAAAUCUUGAUCGUCGAUGUUCAGUUCUUGAUGUUCAAUUUUGAAGCUCCACAAAGUUGUCUGUAGGGAAAGAGGACGGGUAAGCGUUCAAUGUUUGUCAAUCCAGCACGUAAAUCCGGCAUUUAAUGAUCGAUCCAGCUUGAGAAAACCUUUUGCA
Molecule: messenger RNA, 6480 nt
Organism: Coffea eugenioides
Lineage: Eukaryota; Viridiplantae; Streptophyta; Magnoliopsida; Gentianales; Rubiaceae
Product: vacuolar protein sorting-associated protein 8 homolog
Exons: 18
Coding region: 109-6333 (2074 amino acids)
Biological process (GO): protein targeting to vacuole; endosomal vesicle fusion
Cellular component (GO): HOPS complex; late endosome
Molecular function (GO): protein binding
Source: RefSeq, a predicted model, not a curated record